Ilyonectria robusta is the source of this 1035-nucleotide messenger RNA. RefSeq lists its product as uncharacterized. The transcript has 2 exons. Gene Ontology annotation, cellular component: cytoplasm; nucleus. The coding region runs from base 1 to 1035 and encodes 344 amino acids. The record is from RefSeq and is a predicted model, not a curated record. NCBI's taxonomy places the organism in Eukaryota, Fungi, Ascomycota, Sordariomycetes, Hypocreales, Nectriaceae.
AUGACGACCAACCUCACGGAACUAGACGCCCAUGAGCAGCCCUCGGAUCACAUGAGGGCAGAGUGGAAGAGCUUCUCCCGACAGGACGCCUCAGCAUUAAUCAACAGCCCCAGUAUCGAUGAUCCCCGCGGCCCGCUGCAGGAGUCCGGCUUCCUCACUGCAGGCACCUUGCCCAAGGCCCAGCUUGCAAGCAGCUUCGCAAAGCUGGCUCCCGAGUACGCUGCACAUGCUGAGGGCGACGUGCCCAUUAUAUACCAUCCACUGCUCCCUGGGCUGCUUAUCCUCCCCUCGCUGGUGCCGCCGGCUGUGCAGCACCCACUUCUAGAUCGCAUGAUCCAUCGCGACCUCAGUAACCCAAAGCACCAGACCAAUCUCCACCUCCACUAUGACCUACCAUAUCCCGAGUCCCAAGGAGAUGGCAACGACGACAAAUCCUUCUUCUCUCUCAGCCCAGAAUCCCCCCCCUCCUUCACCCCCAAGGACCCAGCCGUUCACAAGCCCCUAUCUAUCAAGCAAGUCCUGCAAAAACGCCUUCACUGGGUAACGUUUGGCGGCCAGUACGACUGGACCAACAGGGUAUACCCGGACGAGGCGCCCCUCCAGUUUCCCUCGGACAUCUCCAACUUCCUCGAAACACUGUUCCCUGAGACCGAGACGCAGGCCUCCAUUCUGAACUUUUACACUCCGGGGGAUACCAUGAUGAUGCAUCGCGAUGUGAGCGAGGAGACCGACAAGGGGCUCGUGAGUCUGAGCUUCGGAUGCGACUGCCUCUUCAUGGUCGCACCAAAUGCGAUGGGCCACGCCGAUGACGAUGGCACCAAGCAAUACCUCCUACUGAGGCUGCGGUCGGGCGAUGCCAUUUACAUGACCAAGGAAUCUCGGUACGCGUGGCAUGGUGUGCCCAAGGUUCUCAAGGGAACUUGCCCCGACUACUUGAAGGAUUGGCCUUCGCGUGAUGACGGCAAGUUUGCUAAGUGGCGAGGAUGGAUGGAAAACAAGCGAAUAAACUUGAAUGUUCGGCAAAUGAGGGAUUGA